AUGGCAACCGAACAAACUCUUUCAUCAUUGUGGGUUGUAGAACCAUUAGACGAAAAUCAUACUAAUACUACUAAUAGUAGAUUAACAACCAUUGAUAAUCGUUCAUCGUCUUUACAUUAUCCGCAUACUUCGUUAUACAAGACUGAAGUAUUAAUUGAUGGGCACUUAAAACUACACUGGAAUACAUGUUGGACAAAAGUUGUUGCUGUAAAUGAAUUAAUUAUUGGUUUACUGAUACUUAUUCUUGGGAUACUUCUUGUUUUCUUUCAAUUAACAUUAUCAUCAACUGCUCAUGGUAUUUGGACAGGUGCUUUAGCAUUUAUAGCAGGGUUAUUCGCUUUUUUUACUAUUAUCUAUCGUCGACACCGAUUUUUUCUUGUCGUUGCCACUAUUCAUAUUCUAACGGGAUUAGCAUCAACAAUAUUAAUUUUUAUUUCAGUACUCGCUAUUGCAUUACAAAUGACUAAUAAGAAUUCCAAUUUGACAAUAAAUAUUAAUGACCAUCAACUUAACUAUGGCUUCCAUAUUACAUUAAUUAUUUUAGGUAUUUAUGAAAAACUACUAUGUUAUACAUUCUUAAUAAUGAUCAUUCGACACACGCACAAGACCGUCUAA
Molecule: messenger RNA, 615 nt
Organism: Rotaria socialis
Lineage: Eukaryota; Metazoa; Rotifera; Eurotatoria; Philodinida; Philodinidae
Source: the annotation of a GenBank genome assembly